Ylistrum balloti is the source of this 2366-nucleotide messenger RNA. RefSeq lists its product as uncharacterized. The coding region runs from base 31 to 1143 and encodes 370 amino acids. NCBI's taxonomy places the organism in Eukaryota, Metazoa, Mollusca, Bivalvia, Pectinida, Pectinidae. The transcript is spliced from 8 exons. The record is from RefSeq and is a predicted model, not a curated record.
CAGAAUAUAACCUUUGGAACAAAACGCUCGAUGCUACUUAUAAACCCGAAUUCAUUUUCAAAAUCGCCUUACUCUAUAUGUAAACAAACCGCUCUGUGCUAUUUUUGGAUUAAAAGUUUCAAAGUGUGCAAAUGCAAAAUUCUCUCGCGUGUCUUUAUUGCAAAAGUAUUCUCCGAUCAGAACGCGACAGAACGAUAUUGUUUACAAAAACACAGUGUUCUAGAAAAGGCAAAACAUUCAGCCACGAUACGUGUUGUCAAGACAACAUUCUUCGCCAAUACUGAGAUGAACGUAACAUUUUGGCUGUGUGUUUUGGUAGCGGUGUUCGGAGAUGUGUGUGCAGAUAUUCUGGCCCAGAUGUCGACGUGUAAAAUAUCCUCAGAGCUCCGAGACCGGUGGGUUCUCUCCGACAGCUCGCGAAAUAAGCUGAGGAUUCGUAAGAAAAGUGUGGUAUUUAAGGAGCCUGGCCGCGUGUUGAGGUACAAGUGUCUCGAAGCUAAGGGAAAUAACACAUAUCUUCUCAGAUCACGAAACAUAGAAUACAGAAAAGAUGGAGUUGUCUGCCUUGGGUUCUCUCCUCUCAAUCGCCCAUCCUCUGCUGAAUUCAAAGUUGUCAGACUCAUAACUGCUUCAACCUUUGGCCAUGAAUUGAUGGGACCUAAGUUAGUGAAUUCCGGUUCAAAUUUAACCAUAGACAGUACUUGUACAGGAGUCAAUCAGCACAUCCGCUUUUUUAUCCACAGAACCGUCCCUGGUUGCAGAUUUGCUAAGGGUCUCCGCCGGACGUGGUUGACCUCACUUAGAUUUGGCUGGAAUAUGACCUUCACGAAAUCUGACUUCAUCAUGACUUUGUCCAACGGAAGUAGUAUUAACUUCCGUUGUGAAAAAAGAGACAAAAAUUUCUAUCUUGUCAGGUCGAUGUCACUUCUUCCCGGAGGUCAGGAUGGGGUAUUAUGUGUGGAUAUAUCGCCCCUCCCAGAAGAUCCGUUCUAUAACUACCAGAUUUCCAGACUAAACGAAGGCGAUGGUCAAACGCUAGAAACGUUUCUCAAGUUUGUACCACGUGGCCAGGUCAUAUAUCCUUAUUUGGACUGUGAAUGGGUAGAGAGCCCCGCGAGGCCAGUGUUUAUUUACCCGCCAUAGGAAACAGAGAUCACCAUGGUAGAACAAAACCUAAAGGCAGUAUGCGAGACAUCUUCACAGCGCUGCCCUCUGUAUCAUCGCCUUCAAACACACUAACCAAUUGGACAAAGAACUGUUUAAGAUUUGUCAGAAUGAAGUGAGGUUAUCUAUCUUUUUCUGAAAAUGGAAAGUUCGAGCGUGAGCUUCUUGUUUUUAUUCAACUGAACUUGCAUGAGAAAUAUUGCAGAAAAAUGCGUUUGACACCGAUGUUCUUACUGGCAUAUCAAAAAACGACAAAACCAUUUAAGACUUCUCGACUUUAAACAUAUUGGGUGUGAGCUUUAGCAGUCAUCCACUUGAUAUCCUGAUCAAUUCUAGUAAUGACCGUCCGAAGUCAUGCGAAAGUCAUGUGAGGUCAAAGGUCGUAACAAACUGUUAAUUUAUCCUUAAAGUAUUUUCUGCAUUGUGUUUAUGUACGAACUACAUGCAUGUAUGUCGAGUUGUUCGAAAAACGUUUCUUUGAGAAACAAAUUGCACAUGAAAUUAUGAAUUUAGACUACUUAAGAACAAAAGAGCUGUUUAUUUUCUUUUCAAACAAUUUUAUUGUUCUUUGAAAAAUAUCCAUUUCACCAACUGCGUGUAAACUUCAUGCGUACUAUUUAUGUAAAACCUCGUUAUAUUGCCACUUUUUGUCCAACCGAUUUUUGGCGUUAUAAGGGAUUUGUAAAGAUAUCGCAGGUUCCUUAUUUACGAAUUGUCAAGAAAGAUUGCAGUAUCCAAUUGUUCUAAUUGCCGUGUUUCGUAGAAAGCGACAAUUCAAGUCAAUAAGGAAAAACGAGGGUUCGUGAUGUAAAAAAAGAAACAAGGGCAUUAUAUCGAGGUUUCACUAUGUUGAUGUUGAUCAUCAUUGUGUCAAAUGUCUUACAGGUAAAAAUGACAACAGAGAGCAAACUAUGCUAAUGAUUUAUUUUGUUCAUAACGAAAUUUUGAAAUAUCGUUAUGGUUGAGCACUGUAUGUAUACACAUCAUACUGAUCACAUUGUAUGUAAACUUAUGUAAAUAUUGACAAUUCCAUGUAUGUAAAUAAAUAAUAUGCAAAUAGACUGUAUGUAAAUAUGAUUGCACAGAAAGAUCAGGAAAAUAGACUUUAUAAAAUUCAUAAUUUCUCGUGAAUAAAUAGAUUUGUUGUAUUAUACAAAUAUUGCAUCAGAAUGAAAGUAUUAAAAACAUAAAGAUGUACAGAA